AUGGCUUUACCUCGGCUCACAGGAGCCUUGUGCUCCAUUUCAAAUGUCACUAAGCAAGAUAAUUAUAAUGAAGAAGUGGCGGACUUAAAGCUGAAGCAAUCCAAACUACAUGAACAAGUCCUAGGUUUGGGCCUGACAUGGAAGAAGAUACUAACAUUUUUGAACGAGAAACUGGACAAGAGUGAAAUGCAAUGUAUAAAUGAAGAUUUGAAGGAUAUAUUACAAGCUGCAAAACAAAUCAUUGGAACAGAUGAUGGCAAAGAAGCAAUUGAAAGUGGGGCUUCAUUUCUCUUUAUGACAUUUCACUUGAUGGACUUUGUUGGCCAAGUAGAGACAAAGGCUAUUAAAAAGAUGUUUGGUCCAUUUCCGUCUUCAUCUGCCACUGUAGCUUGUGAUGCUACUAAUCGAAUUAUCUCUCACUUUAGUCAAGAUGACCUGACUGCUUUUGUCCAGCUGACAGAAAACCAAUGUAAUGAUAGAAAAACUAUAAGUCUGGACUACGAGAAGUUCCUAAAUGAACAUCUUCAGGAGCAUUGCCCCACAGAACUCAAGAAAACAAAUGGUUCCUUUUUGUGGUGUGAAGUUGAAAAGUAUUUAAAUUCAACUUUGAAGGAAAUGACUGAAGCACCAAGAAUAGAAGAUCUGUGCUGUACCUUACAUGAUAUGCUUGCUUCUGUUAGAAGUGGUGAUGAGCUUCAGGAUGAGUGUGGGAAAGCCUUCAGUCGUGAUUCUCAGCUAAGUCUUCAUCAGAGACUUCAUACUGGUGAGAAACCUUAUGCAUGCAAGGAAUGUGGGAAGGCAUUUACUCAAAGCUUCCAACUCAUUUUACAUCAUAGAAUUCAUACUGGUGAAAAACCCUAUUAAUGUGAAGACUAUGGGAAAGCCUUUAUUCAAAGUUCACAAUUUAGCCGACAUCAAAAAGUCCAUACUGGUGAGAAACCUUACAAAUGUAAAGAAUGUGGGAAGGCCUUUACACAGCUUUCACAACUUAUUUUGCAUAGAAGAAUUCAUACUGGUGAGAAACCCUAUGAAUGCAAGGAAUGUGGGAAGGCUUUUAUUUGUGGUUCACAGCUUUCCCAGAAUCAGAAGAUUCAUAAUAGGGAGAAGCCAUAUGAGUGUAAGGAAUGUGGAAAGUCUUUUAUUCAAGGCUCACUACUUAUGCAACAUCAAAGGAUUCAUACUGGUGAAAAACCCUACAAAUGUGAAGAAUAUGGGAAAGCCUUUAUCUGUGGAUCCCAACUUACUCAACAUCAAAGAAUUCAUACUAAUGAAAAGCCUUAUGAAUGUAAAGAAUGUGGGAAAACAUAGCAUGGCUCACAACUUACUCAACACCAGAGAAUUCAUACUGGUGAGAAACCCUAUCAUUGUAAUGAAUGUGGAAAGGCCUUUAAUCGCGGCUCACUCCUUACUCAACACCAGAAGAUUCACACUGGUGAGAAACCCUAUGAAUGUAGAGAAUGUGGGAAAUCUUUUAUUCGUGGCUCACAGCUUACUCAGCAUCAAAGAAUCCAUAGUGGUGAGAAACCUUAUGAAUGUAAAGAAUGCAGAAUGGCCUUUACUCAGAGUUCACAUCUUUCUCAACAUCAAAGACUUCACAUUGGUGAGAAAGCCUAUGUAUGUAAUCAGUGUGGGAAAGCCUUUGCUCGUGGCUUACUGCUUAUACAGCAUCAGAGAAUUCAUACUGGUGAGAAACCAUAUCAUUGUAAGGAAUGUGGGAAGGCCUUUAUUCAUAGUUCACAGCUCACACAACAUCAGCGAAUUCACACUGGAGGGAAGCCCUAUGAAUGCAAGGAAUGUGGGAAGACCUUUGGUCAUGGCUCUCAACUUAGUCUACAUCAGAGAAUCCAUACUGGUGAGAAGCCCUAUGAAUGCAAAGAAUGUAGAAAGGCUUUUACUCAGAGCUCACACCUUUCUAGACACCAGUGAAUUCAUACUGGUGAAAAACCUUAUCAGUGUAAGGAAUGUGAGAAAGCAUUUACUUGUGGUUCGCAACUAACACAACAUCAGAGAAUUCAUAUCAGUGAGAAAUCUUUUGUCUAUAAGGAAUGUUGA
Molecule: messenger RNA, 2052 nt
Organism: Jaculus jaculus (lesser Egyptian jerboa)
Lineage: Eukaryota; Metazoa; Chordata; Mammalia; Rodentia; Dipodidae
Product: zinc finger protein 420-like
Biological process (GO): regulation of transcription by RNA polymerase II
Molecular function (GO): DNA-binding transcription factor activity; RNA polymerase II cis-regulatory region sequence-specific DNA binding
Source: RefSeq, a predicted model, not a curated record